Molecule: messenger RNA, 1230 nt
Organism: Colletotrichum chrysophilum
Lineage: Eukaryota; Fungi; Ascomycota; Sordariomycetes; Glomerellales; Glomerellaceae
Exons: 2
Coding region: 1-1230 (409 amino acids)
Molecular function (GO): FAD binding
Source: RefSeq, a predicted model, not a curated record
AUGUCUUCACAAUCUGCUCUCAAAGUCCUCAUCAUCGGCGGCGGCAUUGGUGGCCCUGCGCUCGCGUAUUGGCUAGCGAAGCUGGGUCACGAUGUCACCGUCGUCGAAAGAAACCCGUCUCUGCGCGCCCAGGGCCAGCAGAUUGACAUCCGCGGUCAGGGCGUGUCCGUGAUCCGCCUGAUGGGCAUCGAGCCCGAGAUUCGCGCAAAAGGCGUCGACGAGGCAGGCCUUCGCUUCGUCGACCAGAACGGCAAGACGGUGGCCACCUUUGAGGCGAAUAAGUCUGGUACCGGCAAGCAGAGCUUCACAUCAGAAUUCGAAAUCAUGCGCGGGGACUUGGUUCGCCUUCUCUUCAAGAGCACAGAUGAGCUGGGCGUCAAGUACAUCUUUGACAACUCUAUUGCGUCGUUUGAACAAGAUGCCGACUCGGUCACAGUGAAACUGAGCAACGGUCACACCGACAAGUAUGAUCUGGUGGUGGGAGCCGACGGCCAAGGCUCGAAGACCCGGAGACUUAUGCUCAACGGAGAAAAAGACCCCUUUGUCCCGUUCAAGCUGCACUCGGCGCUGUUCACGGUGCCGAGGGAGAAGACCGACGACAAUUACGCGACGGUGUAUUUGGGUCUCGUGCCACAAGACAAGGAAACCGACAGGCUUCUUCAGGAGUCGCAGAAGAACCGCGACCUUGACAUGCAGAAGCGGCUAUGGAUUGAACUCUUCAAGGAUGCUGGCUGGCAGACGCCGCGAUUUAUCGACGGGCUUGAGGCGGGGGGUGUGUCUGACGACUUUUACAACUUCCAAAUCGGCCAAGUCAGGAUGGACAAGUGGUACAAGGGUCGCGUCGUACUCCUCGGCGACGCAGGCUAUGGGCCGAGUCCAUUGACUGGCAGCGGUACGACGUCGGCAUUUGUUGGCGCGUAUGUCAUGGCCGGUGAGAUUUCGAAGCACUGCACCGGCGAUUCCGCGAAAGCAGGAGUGCCCGCUGCUCUGGAGGCGUAUGACAAAACCCUGCGACCAUUCAUGAAGACCGUGCAGGAUAUUGCGUGGCGGCCGAACUUGCUGUACCCGAAGUCGGCGUUCGGAAUCAAAGUCCUCAAUACUGUUCUCUGGCUCGUCUGCACUCUCAAAAUCGACAAGCUGUUCCAGAGACUGCAGUCGGACGACGUCAAGGGGUGGGAGCUUCCUGACUAUCCUGCGUUGCCGGUGAAGGGAACCAAGAAGAAUGCGUGA